GCAAUGCUGUAGCAGCCUGUUAAUAGUGUUGGUAAACACGGUUUUUUGACGAGUGGUUCGGUGAUUGACUGAUUGCAAUUUCGAAUCAUGUCGUCACCUCAAAUUGCUAAUGUUUGUCAUUCACAUGAGGAAAUUUACCGCAAUACUCAAGGAGUAAUGGAAAACCAAUCCACCCUGGUUGAAGCAGAUGCUGUCCAUCACAGAUUGUCUAAUCAAGUCAAUUCAGUUAUACAUCUGCCAUACAGAUGCUAUGAUUGCUCACAAUCAUUCUUUGGUUUGGAGCAACUGACUCAGCAUUUCCUCGAAGAGCCUCUACACAGUAAAGAAAUCUGUUUGAAGUGUGAAACUCCCAUAAUUGUUUUUUUUAAAUCUAUGCAGCCAGUCAGACUUCACUCUUGUAUCAAAUCUAGUAUGUGUCACACUUUACCUGACCUUAAUUUCCACAGUCAGUUUUUAUUUUCUAAGCUACAGUCCUCCUGCGAAAUUCCUGUGUGUACUGUCAUUGGAUGUGAUAUUCAAAGCUGUAAAGCAAGUUUUAACUUUUCUGUCAGUGGUAUCUUUAAGUAUUUGAAACAUGCCAGCAAAUAUAGCCAUACAACUGUACCCUGUUGCAAAAAAUGUUUGUUACCAGAAUUUCAAGUGACUGUUGGAGGAAAGAGAAUUAUUUCCCACUACUGCACCAAAACUGGAAAAAUCAUUUGUGUUGAUAAAACUUGAUUUUCACUUUCUAAUCGUUUAAAACUACGAGUUAAAAAAGCUUAUUUAACGCUUGUAACCACGAAAUUUCUAUUUCUACCCUAUUUCUACCCCGUCCCCCAACAUUUGUCACACUCAGCCCGUUUUAUUGUAAUGUUUGGCAACGACGUUCAGUUGUUAAGGAAAUUAUUGCUUGUUUAUCAACACAACCGGGGUAUACGGAAAGGAAAAAUUAGAUACAGACUAUAUUGACCUCUAUUCAUAUAUGGCGUGUUGAAUAAUACAUGUGUACUGUUGA
Daphnia magna is the source of this 994-nucleotide messenger RNA. RefSeq lists its product as uncharacterized. The transcript is spliced from 2 exons. Lineage: Eukaryota; Metazoa; Arthropoda; Branchiopoda; Diplostraca; Daphniidae. The coding region runs from base 88 to 717 and encodes 209 amino acids. The record is from RefSeq and is a predicted model, not a curated record.